This is a messenger RNA of Macrobrachium nipponense, 1714 nucleotides long. Its product is annotated as E3 ubiquitin-protein ligase TRIM65-like. The transcript is spliced from 4 exons. The record is from RefSeq and is a predicted model, not a curated record. Lineage: Eukaryota; Metazoa; Arthropoda; Malacostraca; Decapoda; Palaemonidae. The coding region runs from base 37 to 1569 and encodes 510 amino acids.
UGUCAGAAAUGGACGGAGCUACAGAAAUCUUGUUAUAUGAGUUCAGAGACCGUACUACCCUGUUGCUGCGUCUGUGACGUCAACUACAGCGACGACCGAAUACCCAGGAGCCUCAAGUGUGGGCACUCCCUGUGCUCGCCCUGCGUGGAUGCCCUCAUCCCCAUCAGCAAGACCUGCCCAGAAUGCCGCACGAACUUCAGUGAGAGGAACUCCUCAGAGUUGCCCGUCAACCAUUCCGUUUUGAGACUAUCCCGCCUCCUCACCGGCCGGAUGGGCGAUGCCCAAGUAUUGCCCACACUGAAGUUCCCGCUGACUGUCCCGCUGGCGGUGCCCCAGCAGAACGAAGGAGAGUGCCCGAGGCACGGCUGCCCGCUGUUCUUCGUGUGCUUCAGCUGCGCUGUCCUGGUCUGUCGAGAGUGCCUGUCUGUCGACCACCCAGACCCGCCCACCGGUUGCUGCUUCCUGCUGGCCAUUGACGAAGCAGUCUGCAGGGUAAGAGAAAGCCACAAUGCCAUCUUGAAGAAGUACCUUCGAGUGGCUGUAGAGGUCAAGAGAGAGUUGGAAAUUGUCAAGCAGUUACUCGACCUCACACUCAAGUACUGCGAGACUACUUCGAGGGCCCUCCAGCCCAGCGGCGGAGAAAACUCGGAAAACCUACAGGAGUUUUCAGACCAAAGGGAGACCAUCUUGACCAGGCUUGCCAGGAUAACCGAACUCCUCAAGUCUCUCAGGGGCAUCAAGGAUACCAUAAGGAAAGCGCCGUCUCCCCAGGACGUCCUGAUGUUGAUGAAGGAGUCGGGUUUCCACCAGAAUGCCUUCGAGCUCUUCAUGGAAGAGGACAGACAGAGGAAAUGUCAGGACAUCACGAAGAUCAUAUCCUCUGUGAAGAAGGACUUGAAGAGACUGCUGACGAGUGAAAAAGCAGUUUAUGCCGUUGCAGAAGAGGGCGGCUUAUCCAGAUGGGCGCCACUCGCGCCCAGAAACGGGCGCAUUCAUCUGUAUUCUCUGAGAGACAGUUCACCUCCAGAUGACGGCGUCGAGAUACCGUACGACUUGAUGCGCGAGCUGUUGCCCAAGGCGUCCCCGUCGGUGUUCCUGAAGACGGAACUCGGAGGCAGCAAGACGAAAGGCUACGUCUACGUCCGAAUGUUCGGGGACACGCCCAGGAGCCGGCAGACGAUCCUUCUUUGCUCUGGGGAGAAAGGCCCCUCGUACAGAAACACCCGCUUCUACGGGAAGGUCACAGGCUACGCAGAUUCGGAAAUCCUGCAGGGCGGCGAUUACGAGAACGACGACGGCACCGGUGGACGUGGCGUCGUCGAGGGGAUCGUCUCCGGCGAUCCGUACCGACGCGACGUCGAGGCCGGGCUGUUCACGGGUUUCCCGGAGAGGGAGCCGUGGCGCCUGGGGGGAUUCGGGAUAUACCUCGACGGAGUUCGCGGGGUGAAGGACGCCUGCGCCCACGGCGUCGUCGAGGAAGGGUUAGACGUCGUGAAAAAAGCGGCGGACGUUCUGUCCUCCGCGAGGGACGUGACGGUUGUGGAUUGUGGGCUUGUUAUACCGUUGUAGUCUUGUAUAGAGCUUCGGUAGGUUCAGUCAGCAAAGCCUAAUUUAGUAUCAGGUAUCGAUGUUCCUUUUUUUCCGGGAGAGAUUUUAAAAGUUAGGCCUAGUCUUACACCUUCUUUUAUACUAUCAUCACCUAAAUACUAUAUAC